AUGCCCCGCCUCCCCUCUACCCUCCUCCGUCGCGCAUACACCGUCGAUCCCCUCCUCCCUCUCCUCCUCCGAGAAUGUCGCGAUCUAGACUCCGCGCGGAACGAGCUACGAUGGCUUCGAGAGCACGCACAAUCGCGUGACGCUGCUAACAUCCGCGGCGAUGCCUGGCAGCAGCGGCAGUUGAGAUCUAUGGUGCGGGACCGUUCAAGGGGGAAACCUUUGCAGCCCGAGACGGAAACGUAUACUGCCCGCACCGCGCGACUGAUACUAUCAGAGCUUGGUGCGAGACGGCCUUCCACGGCACCAUUCCGUAUCCUUGAUCUUUGCACCGGCACGGGCUGCAUACCUUUGCUCCUACACUCGCUUCUAGCGCCAUCAAUACCAAAUCUCACCAUAGUUGGGAUCGACAUCAGCCCCAAAGCCCUGAAUCUCGCAAGGCGGAAUUUAGACUACAAUAUUUCGCGAGAGCACCUCUUGCCCCGUGCCAAGCAAGAUGUGCACUUUCUCCAAGCCAAUGUUCUCCAUGACGAAGAGACACAACGGCUAAACGGCGUGGCUACCACAGUCCCAGGUCUCCCGACUGUCCUCCUAGAUUUUCCCCCUGCGGAAGCAAACAGCGGAGCCAAGAAUGCUGAUUGGGAUGUCCUGAUAUCGAAUCCGCCGUACAUCUCAACCGCUGAUUUCGGCGACGGAACUACAAAGCGGAGUGUGAGGCUCCACGAACCGAAGCUGGCGCUCGUCCCUCCGCCGCUGACAUCGUCUGGUCAAAGCCAGAAGAUGGCGUACGACGAGAUAACGGCACGGGAGGAUUCCUUUUAUCCUAGAUUAUUAGAUAUAUCCGAGCAAAUCGGUUCAAAGUUGAGUAUAUUUGAGUGCGGGGAUCUAGGACAAGCUAGGAGGAUUACAGCCAUGGUAGACGAGAGGAAGAGAAGUGGUUCUCUUUCAAGGAAAGUGAAGACUGAAAUAUGGAAAUGUGACGGAUUCGAAGGCAACGAUACAGUCACCUCUGGUGAAGACAUUGGAAACCAGAGUGAUGACGAUCAAGGGGCGCGGGCUGUUGUCAUGUAUAGAAACACUGUAUCACGGUAA
Uncinocarpus reesii 1704 is the source of this 1089-nucleotide messenger RNA. RefSeq lists its product as uncharacterized. The transcript is spliced from 2 exons. Gene Ontology annotation, biological process: methylation. Gene Ontology annotation, cellular component: mitochondrion. Gene Ontology annotation, molecular function: methyltransferase activity; nucleic acid binding. The coding region runs from base 1 to 1089 and encodes 362 amino acids. The record is from RefSeq and is a predicted model, not a curated record. Lineage: Eukaryota; Fungi; Ascomycota; Eurotiomycetes; Onygenales; Onygenaceae.